AUGGUCACUACCCGCAGCUCAAAAGCUCAGGCUUCCAACGAGACUCCAUUCUGUCCGCCCCAGGCCACCAAUGGCGCCCCGGUCAUUCGUUCGGGUUUUCAGGCCGUUCCGGCUGGCCCAGCCACUUCCCCUACCGAGCUCCAUGCUAACAAGUUCAUGGUCUCGGGCCCGAUCCGUCCUUUCACCCCGGUGAAUUCCCCAGAAACUAAGGCUCCCAUACCGAUCCACCCAUCUUCCGUGGCUCCGAAAUCAAGCAUUGCUGGUCAACAUGUCGAUCCUUCGUUGGAGCAGACUGGGAUCAACUUCUAUCCGAUCCAGGGUCGUUGGUCCCCGGUUUUUACUCCCUCGGCUGGAAACUUCCCUCCUGGGCUCAGAAGCCCCGACUUCGUCAAUCCUGGCUCCACCGACGGUAGCUCCGCCUCUGCUUCCGACUCCUCCAGUUCUGAAAUCUCCGACGGUUUCAGUUCUGGAUCCGAGUCUAACUCCAGCGCCCCAAGUUCUGGUCCACCCUCCAUUCCACAUUCGUCUGACUUUCCAUCCCCUUCUUCCUCCGACAUGCGCUCCGUUCCGCCCUCGGAGGUAUUUUACGCCACCCGCCCGAGACCACAACCUGUUGCCACAGGGUCUGGCAACUCCUAUGAUGACCCAAUGGUCGUCGACGACGAUUCCGCCUCCGGUUCCGAUCCGGACUCAGUUCCCUUCGGCCCGACCACCGAGUGGGGCUCCACGCAACAGGCUCGUCCUCCAACCAAUCCCGUCAAUCCCGACCCCUCGGCUCAAGAAAUGAUGGACUUCGAUUACAAUACUAUUCGAAAUCGCCUUGUCGGUUCCAACCCGCAUCCAUUCAGCACUAAAGUUUAUCGUGAGGAAGACCUCCUCUUCAUGUUCCAACAUGUCGCCAACGAUUUCAUUCACUUGGCCAAUAAGUAUCCCGCCUCGACUCUCGGCGAAAUCGAGGAUCGCGUCCAGUUUUAUCAAAACCUUCAAUGGGUUUUCACCGCUGACCGCCAAGUCUUCUUGGCCACCCACUGCGGCUAUCCCUAA
Puccinia graminis f. sp. tritici CRL 75-36-700-3 is the source of this 1044-nucleotide messenger RNA. RefSeq lists its product as uncharacterized. The transcript has 5 exons. The record is from RefSeq and is a predicted model, not a curated record. Lineage: Eukaryota; Fungi; Basidiomycota; Pucciniomycetes; Pucciniales; Pucciniaceae. Bases 1 to 1044 code for a protein of 347 amino acids.